UAAAUGUGUGCAAAAUACCAUCAAUUUCAUAAUCUAAACUAUGAGCUCGUUUCUAUUUUUGUACUGGCUCUGCACUACCGGUAAUUUUGCUUAAACGUUUGAUUAUCGUAUCAUUCAACAAUUAUAUUCACAAUGUUAAGUUAAAUGUACAGUAAUUACAUCUCAUGCAUGUGCAUGUUGCAGCGAAGAAAGUUUUUAGUAAACCUUUUUUUUUACGAUUUUCGAUCGACGCUACGAGGGUUCGCUUUCAACUUCUUCGGCGCGACCGUGAAUUUCCAUGUAAGAAAAAAAAAAGAAAUGCGUGUUUUGCGUCCGACAACAGAAAGAGAAGGUGGGGCAAGGGAGGUACAUCGCGUGCGAAACGUAAUUUCUCCCUUUUUCGUGUGUUCUGUUACCAUAAAUGCGGAAUGAAAGACACUCGAUGCACGAUGCGUACGAGAAACGAUCGAUGGGAAUCGAUAGGAGACUUCUGAAAAAAAAAAGAAAAAAAACACCAUAUAGAAUGGUUGACAUGUAGCGCACGAAGCUUCGCAAUUAUUGUUUUCCCUUUCGCGAGCGCGAGCGUCUCUUUGCUCCCCCAUAUAUAUUAUUUGCAUCGCGAGACUUUGUUCAACUUCAUCGACCAAAACUGUUAAAGUAUACCGUUAGCUCUUUAAUACUUAAUUAUCCUUCUUUCAACUCUCCCCCACCCUCUUUCAACCACAAUUAUUACUACAGUGCGUGUCUUGCGAAUGCUAGGGAGGAGAAUGUUCAUCUAAAUAAUUUUAAAAGGACACGAAAUGUUUCGGCGAACUAUUUAUUGAACUUUCGGAGAAGUCCUCGAGUCUCAUGUCACUCGAUCAUAACGCACAAGAAGGAUGCAAUCGCACAAUCAACACUUGGCCAUCGCGCUAAAGCCGCGGAAGAGGAAGAAAGAUAAAUCCAAUCAGACGCUUGCAUCCAAAACCCAUUGGCCCAGGAUCACGAUAUCCCGUAGCAAAACACGCGACAAAUCUAAUGAUACCGAGAAGAGCUUACCACGAUUUGAUGAAUGUUCCACAAUUAUCGAUGCGAACGAUUCCAAUGUCAUCGCCUGCGACAUCGUCGAACUCUUCUGCGAGAACAGUGACAGUGGUAACGAAGAAAGGACGGCUUGUCCGCGGAUUUCCAGCUCGACGGAGCUCGAAGAUGAUGAGGUCGAUGUGUGCGCCACAUGCAAGGAUUGCGUGGAGUGUCAACUGCAGCAGCAGGAUAGCGUCACCGUUGCCGCGAAGAUACGCAAGACUGAAGAGGACCUGAUGAGCGACCAAGACGAAGAACUGGCGGAACAUCUGGAUUAUUAUGAGAGUGACAUCGGCGACGUAGAGACGGCCUCCACAUCGAGCACAGUCGCCUCGGCAGAGGCGAACGAAAAAGCACCAAUUCUCGUGGAUCUAACCAGCGAGGAGUCUAAGCAAGCUACCUGGAAACAGACAAUUUUAAAACGAUUCAGCAAAGCCGAAGAAAGCUCAGAAAUGUCGGAACCUCGCAUCAUGAUAGCCGACAGUUCUAGCAGAUUGCAGCAACGUGGUACGGGCAGCAGUUUGGCGACCGCCUUGAGGGAUCGUGGUCCUUGCGUGAUCCCCGUGCAGCCUAAUCGCUCUUUACCGAUCCGACCAGCGCCGCCGACACCGACGAGGUCAGCGUCGAUAGUAACGUUGCGGAAGACACGUUCGCCAAUUCUCAAGCUGUCGAAAUCCGCGAGCUUGGACGUGGUCGAGUUGCAGUCAAACGUAUCUCCGAGCAGCUGCUUGACGAGCGAGUUGAAUGAAUUCCCUUUCGGGCAGCAGGAUGGAAACGGAAACGGAAUGAUGCUUCCGGGCGAAUUCAUCGAUCGCUCGGACUACAUUUUUCCAGACAUGACUAAUGUCGUGCAGAUUACGAAAGAGGUCAAUAGCGUUAAAAGAAAAAAUAGCGAAGAUCGGGACAAGGAAUAUGAGAAAGAAAUUACCAAGGAUGUGAAGAAGCGGAGAAAAUCCCACGAAGUCGAAGCCGGCCAUGUACGCGACGAACGCGUUAAAAAUAUUUUAAAAGAGUAUUCCAAAACUUAUUCCGGUAAUUUGGCCGACAAAGGAGAAAGAAAAUUGCAGCAACAUGUAUUAGUGAGGCUGUGGGAUUCUCGUCUCGGGAUACCCGAUAAAAGAUACUCCUCACCGGUGGAGGUGUCAACGACGGAGCCAGAGGCAGAAAAGAAGGAAAUCUGUAACAAAGUCGUGCCACCAUUAAGACUGAAGAAGAUUGUGCGUGAAGCGAGCACCAUUGACGAAUAUCGACAUAAUAUCGAAGUGAACUCUGAGAUAGGAAGCGAGUCCAAUUAUCGCAUUGUCACCGGGGCCACGCCACGUCCGGAAUCUCCGUCCGGAUACUCCACUACUUCUUUCUGGAGCAGCGAAGCCUCGGAGAACGAGCUCGAAUCAUCGGACAACACGCAGGAUAAGAGUCGGCGAUCUUCGCCGAAGAGCGACGGCUACAAGAUCAAGUAUCGUCGCAACCGGUUGCGCCAGAAAUUGCGGGAACUUCGCGGGAAAGCGCUGGAGCUCUCGCGGGAGAUGACCGUGUGCAAUAAUGCCACCGACACGAGCCCGCAGCGCAACACCCGGCUGCGGCAGAUGAUGAAUUGCUACGAGAAGCAAAUCGAGAACAUCUCGAAGCUGCUAUGCAAGUUGUCCGCCUCCAUUCCGCCGACGACCGACGACGUCGUUGUUGAUCUUGACUAUGAGAACGAACUGAACGACGAGCGCACGUCAGCUGAGAAAAUUGCUGUUGACAGUGAUAUCGAGCAGAUGAAUGGAAUAUCCAGAAGCAGCGUUUCUCCGUCUCCUUCACCGGAACCACCGAAAUUGUCGCCGCGUUCUCCCAUCGACUACGAGAAAGGUAAAUCGCCCGACGCGAUGAGAGACAGUCCACCAGUAUUACCCAGAGUUUACAUAGCAAUCCAACCAACUGCUCUCGAAUGUCUGAAGCAAAAUUUGGUCGUCACCAAAAGCUGGCAUAAAGGCGACAGCUCGCCGAGCUCGCCAAUCGAAAAAGAAGUCAAGGUGAAUAAUACGGAUCAAACGAUAAUACACGAUGAUGUAACAAUGCCAGCUAUAUCUCCGGUUUCAUCGUCCGAGUUUGAAGAUCCGAAAAACAGUACGGCGGAGUGGAACGAAGAAGAAACUUUGUCGAAAAUGAAGAAUCCGGAAAUCGAGGAGAAAAUUCCGGAGGAUACUAAAACAUUUAGCGACGUUGAGGAACAUCGACAAACAACACCGACGAUGCCUUCGGACAACUUUCUGAAUUCGACAAUGGACCUUGAAAUAGAUGGAAGCGAAAUGAGAGACAUGAAAGAAAGACCUGUCGCUCAGGGACAUCUCGACGAAGUAACACAGGUUUCGGAAACCGAAAACAAACAAGUCGCCUGCGAGAAACAGAAGCUGGAACAGAAAUCGAACGAAGCUUUACCAUCUAAUCCAUCGAUCAUGGAGGAUACUAGGAAAACGAUGAAAUACAGAACUUACUCAGAAGAGAAAAUCAAUGUUAAGAAUAGAGUAGUCACGAGUACAGUUACAGCUGCACAAGAAGAGAUGGUCAGACAAGUACCCGCCGCCAAUGUGACUAACAUCUUGCAACUACAGUCGAAUUAUUACGGCUCGUCUGUCGCACGCGAGAACGUCGUCUUCACAGACGUCAUCCAAAAUUCGAGGGAGAAGGUAACAUCAAGCAUGAAUCAAUCUGCUGCCUUGGAUCCAGCAAUACCCUUGAAUUUUGCUCAAUCUAGAUCUACUGUUAGCAGCUCAAAUCAGCAAUGUAUCGUUCUGCCUAAUAGCAACAGAGUCACUCAGGAGAAUACCAAUCAGCGAAAUGACGGAAAUCGUAUUAUGACGGAGCAAUUUCCUACGCUGGGUAAUUGGGUAGCGCGAAUGUCGAAGAAACAAGCUACUAAAUCGAAAUCUAAAUUACAAUCUGGAAUAAGUUUACCAACUGCGUCAACGGCGGAGGUCGCUCGUGUUCCUGGAGUGGAGGCGCAAAAGAUCCGCUCAAAUGCACCAAGUAAUGCGACUCGAAACAACAUAGUCAACGUAGCGCCGCAAUGGAAUACGGAAAGGUGGCAGCGUCAGCAGUAUCAGCAACGUCAGCAACAAAUGUAUGCAUCAUCAGUUAUACCUCCAGUGAGACCGGGCAUCUGUCCACCUAUCUCAGUUACCCAGUUCUAUCCAUCGAAUUAUGCGAUCGAACCUUACGGUGCGGCUUUUGGCUACCACUCAGCGGUAUGUCCUUACGGCGAUUAUCCCUAUCAUUCACGUCUGCACGCUACCGCACCGCCAAUAAGCGGCUACCAAUUAGGUCCUUUGCAAGAUUCGCACGCAGCUUCACUCCGUCAGAUGCAACAUCUUGACAAACGUUAUCCUACUCAUCUGCAGGAUUCGGCGUCUCGUCACUUUACCGCGGAUCUCCUUAAAUAUUCCGGUACUUUAUCCGCGGGCGGCUAUCAGCCGGCAGCUGCCGCUGCUGCCGGCUUGGACUAUGAUCGUCUGAGGACGGCGACAGCUGCUACGCAAAACGGUACCACGUCGACCUGUUUGCCACCACUGCUGUUACCGCCACCUCCAUCGUUACCAGCUUCCGCGCAGCAAUCUUUGGCACGCACUUCCUUGGCUGGCUAUCCUGCGAGCAAUAGUCAAUGUGGCAGAAAUAGGAUGAUCCCGGAUGUCGUUGCUGCAGCGGCAGCUGCUGCGGUGGUUGCGGCAGCUUCCUUCGGCCGACAGCGUGGUACGCUACCAUCCUACGGAAGAACUGACACAGAAAUGGUACCUGGAGGAAUUGGCGGUGUCAUGGAUAAUGAAUCUUCGCAGCUGAUGACGAAUAGAGUGGCAAAUCGCGAACGUUUACCACAAGAACAGGUGCAAUCAGUCGGUGGCGUCAAUAUAGACUCGCGAUUGAAUAAUGGUAGUUACCGUCAAUUGCAAAAUUUAAUACUGGAUAGAUUACCUUACGUGAAAGCGGAUGAUACUUAUUCUCAAUCGUCUACAGCGAUGUAUGACGACAACGCACAGGAGUCGACAGUAGCAUCCUCAGUGCCUACGUACAAAUCCGCUACGAUAUUAGCGUCCAAUAACGCGUCCAAUAACACGUUGGUCGCCAAGGAACCCGUGCGGAAAGAGAAUCGUAACUGUGAAACGCCGCAUCUGGGUAAGGUGAAUCGUACUUUGGAAACUACGAAUAAUUUGGAGUGCUCUAAUUGUGGCCUCACCGGAUCCAUGUUCAAGUGCCUAGGUUGUGAAACAGCCUUCUACUGCGACGAAAGAUGCCAAACUCGUCACUGGAGUAUCCAUGUAGAGAAAUGCCCCAAGAAGAUGCCUAAGUUAAAAAAACUUGUCUGAAAAUUAUCGUAAAAACUACAAGGCAAUCGAUAAACAAAUUAAUAUCUGUAAAAUAUUAAUGA
Trachymyrmex septentrionalis is the source of this 5443-nucleotide messenger RNA. RefSeq lists its product as uncharacterized. The transcript is spliced from 9 exons. The coding region runs from base 858 to 5381 and encodes 1507 amino acids. Lineage: Eukaryota; Metazoa; Arthropoda; Insecta; Hymenoptera; Formicidae. The record is from RefSeq and is a predicted model, not a curated record.